Belonocnema kinseyi is the source of this 1465-nucleotide messenger RNA. RefSeq lists its product as uncharacterized. The record is from RefSeq and is a predicted model, not a curated record. The coding region runs from base 149 to 502 and encodes 117 amino acids. The transcript has a single exon. Lineage: Eukaryota; Metazoa; Arthropoda; Insecta; Hymenoptera; Cynipidae.
UCGUUUUUCUGAAGCGACAGAAUCGAGACCAUUUACGAAAAUUCGCCUGCAACGACCUACCUCUCCAGCCUCUCCGAACGCAACAGUGAAACUUGAACCCCUUGACAUACCCGUAAGUCCCACCGAACUAUUCUCUGACAACAAUCUCAUGAGUCUCCAUGAAGAAGAGGACCCAGGUGGUAGUGUACGAGACUCUGAAGAUCAGGACUUGAAUUUCGGUAAUAUGGAUGGCCCUCCAGACUUGACGGAUGGAGAAGAUCAGGACCAAAUGGAAUUCGUACCCACGGACUUUUUGGAACAGGAACAGGAUAUUGUCGAGGAUUUAGAACCAGAUUCAAGCGCAGGUGAAAGGGAGGAGUUAAGGAAAUCGUACAAUAGUGAAGACUGUGAAGAUGAUGAGAUGGAUGAAAAAGAAACGACAAGAGAGAUAGUAGUAUAUAAAGGGACAGAAAACCCGCCAGCGGAAAAGUUAAAGAACCCGAAGAAAGAUAAGACGUUAUAGUGAUAAAAUAGGUUCAGGCUAUCUUCUUAUGAGAGAACUCAGUGCGCAGGCUUCAUCUAUGAUUUUUUCUGUUUUAAUAUAUUUUUUGUUGUUGUAAAACCACAUGGUAGAAAACUAAUAGGUAUACUUACAAUUAAAUUUUUCGUAAUAAUUGUUCGGAUAGUCAACAUGAAGCUCCUUAUUCUUGUUUUCCUUUCUUCAUUGUUGACAUUUCAAUAACGGUUUUGAACGAGAUAUGCCUGUGUUUAAUAUUACUAUCAGAUUAAUUUUGAUUACUUUUUGUAUAAAGUAAGUGUGAUAUAAUACGUAAUUUUUAAAUCGCUUAUAAUCAUAGAUUAUAGCAUUUAUUUAAAGAGACAAAGACGUUUUAAAAUGAACUUAUGUUCUCUAAUUAAAGUCUUGAUAUUACAAAAAAAUUCUAAACUAUUUUGGUUUUGUCAAUCGAAUAUUAUACAUUUUUCCUUGAUUUUUAUAUUUUGUUAACUAUAAUUGAAAAAUUGUUAAGUCAUAUUGUGGAUUAAUGACGUUCAAUGUUUAUAAUAUUACGUUCACCAGAAAAUGGCAUUAUUUUUCACCAUCACAUGUUUAAAUGCAAAUAUCUUAAAAUCUGUUAUUUUAUGAUUGACUUUUACAUAUUAACAAUUUAUUCGAAGUAAAUCUUGAUUUGAAUUUUUGUAGAAGUCAUGUUGUAGAAUUGAUGAGAUUCCACUUUAGAUGUUAUGUGCGAUUUAAAAUGAUUUCGUUUUCGGUGGAUAUUUUCUGCUUUCGAAAAUCUGUGACAUUUCAAAUGUCAGCGAUUAUUAAGGAAUACGUUUAAUUUCCAUCAAGCAACUACGUCUGGAAUGUGUACCUACUAUUAAAGAUUGAAAUCUACCUUAUGAGAUCAUGACGAUCAGAAAGAAUAUGUACAUUGUAAGAAUUUCUGAAGUAAUAUGGCUUUGAAAUAAAUCGUCAUCAGAACAA